AUGUUCAAAAACUUUAUAGAUUCAAUCCUCAAUUGGUUCAGAAGUCUCUUUUGGAAGCAAGAGAUGGAGUUGACCUUGGUAGGUCUACAAAACUCUGGAAAGACAACUUUAUCAGGACAAUUCGCUGAAGAUAUGAUUCCAACAGUAGGAUUUAAUAUGAAGAAAGUAACCAAAGGAAAUGUAACUAUAAAGUUGUGGGAUAUCGGUGGUCAACCAAGAUUUAGAGGAAUGUGGGAAAGAUACUGUAGAGGUGUAAAUGCAAUUGUAUAUGUGGUCGAUGCAGCUGAUCACGAAAAGUUUGAACAAUCAAAGCAGGCUCUACAAGAUUUAAUUAAUAAACCACCUUUAAUGAAGAUUCCAUUGCUUGUCGUAGCAAAUAAGAAUGAUUUACCAAACGCUGCUUCAAUUGACGAAAUUAUUGAUACUUUUGAACUAAAAGCGAUUACAGGAAGAGAAGUUUGUUGUUACUCAAUUUCAGCAAAGAACAGCAGCGGUGGUAUCAAAAUUUGGAGACAAGACCUAACUAUCAAUAUAUAUCUAUUAAAUCGUAGUGGUUCAGUGAAUGGAUCAACUUUAUUGAAUCAUUAG
Messenger RNA from Heterostelium album PN500, 588 nucleotides. RefSeq names its product ADP-ribosylation factor-like protein (gene arl8). The transcript is spliced from 6 exons. The coding region runs from base 1 to 588 and encodes 195 amino acids. The record is from RefSeq and is a predicted model, not a curated record. Gene Ontology annotation, molecular function: GTPase activity; GTP binding. NCBI's taxonomy places the organism in Eukaryota, Evosea, Eumycetozoa, Acytosteliales, Acytosteliaceae. Gene Ontology annotation, biological process: protein transport. Gene Ontology annotation, cellular component: lysosomal membrane.